CAGCACCUUCCGCAAGGCAAAGCACAGUGUCAGUGCUCCUUCUACUUAAGUGAGCUUAACUAACAGCUCGAUCGCCGCCGAGCGCUACUGAGCUCUCACCAAGUCAGCAGCUGCUGCUGCCAGCCUUGAGAAGCUUAGCUAGACGACGACCGCCGGGCGGCCGGACAGCACACAGCAGGAUGAAGCCUCCGUCUUCUCCUCGAGCUCCGUCGUCGGCGUCGUCGCCACGCACCUCGCUCUUCCUCCUCCCUGGUAUCCUCCUGGCUGCGGUCAUCUACCUUGUCCUCUUCCCCGACAACUUCAGGCUCCCGGCUGGGAUGUUCAUCGGGUCGUCCUCAUGCAACAACGACGACUACAGCGGCUCGCCGUCGUCGGUGUUCGGCCGUCUCGCCGCCGGAGGCUCUCCAGCGGAGGAGGAGGAGGUGGACCUGCGGCUGCUGAUGGGCAUCGUGACCAUCCCAAGCACGUACGAGCGGCGCGCGCUCCUGCGCCUGGCCUACUCCCUGCAGCCGCGCCCCGUGCGCGCGGUGGUGGACGUGCGCUUCGUCAUGUGCCGCAUCGAGCGCGAGGAGGACCGCAUCCUGGUGGCGCUGGAGAUCAUCGCGCACGGCGACGUGGUGGUGCUCAACUGCACGGAGAACAUGAACGACGGCAAGACGUACGCCUACUUCUCGGCCGUGCCGGAGCUGUUCGGGCGGUACGACUACGUGGGCAAGACCGACGACGACACCUACUACCGGGUGGCGGCGCUGGCGGAGUCGCUGCGCGGGAAGGCGCGGCGGGACGCGUACCAGGGCUUCCUGACGCCCUGCCACUGGCUGCCCGAGAAGCAGUACAUGUCCGGGAUGGGGUACGUCGUGUCGUGGGACGUGGUGGAGUGGAUCGCCGCCACGCCGGAGCUCCGGGACGACCACCACGACUGGGAGGACGUCGACUUCGGCGGGUGGCUGCGCAAGGGCGGCAGGUACAAGAACGUGUACAACGAGGAGCCCAGGAUGUACGACUACUGGGACAGGGAGAUGGCCACGGACAUCAACUGCUUCCGGCACGAGCACAUCGCCGACGCCGUGGCCGUGCACAAGCUCAAGGACCGCCUCAAGUGGGCGCGCACGCUCCACUUCUUCAACGCCACCCAGGGGCUCAAGCCAUCCAAGCUAUAUCAUCUUGACUUGCAAAACGUCUACCACGUCGUCUAAUUAACCGUGUAGAGAUCCAUCUACCAUACAUGUUGCCAUGCAUACCCUGUACGUUUUAGAUUUUUAUUAUUAGGCAAUAGCUACAGCUUUCGUUGCUGUACACCUGUACUGCCUUGAAUUGGAAGGUAAAUCCCAGCAUACCUGCUGUCAUGCAUCCUAAUGCGCAA
Molecule: messenger RNA, 1363 nt
Organism: Sorghum bicolor (sorghum)
Lineage: Eukaryota; Viridiplantae; Streptophyta; Magnoliopsida; Poales; Poaceae
Exons: 1
Coding region: 180-1196 (338 amino acids)
Cellular component (GO): Golgi membrane
Molecular function (GO): hexosyltransferase activity
Source: RefSeq, a predicted model, not a curated record